This is a messenger RNA of Phragmites australis (common reed), 2062 nucleotides long. RefSeq lists its product as uncharacterized. Lineage: Eukaryota; Viridiplantae; Streptophyta; Magnoliopsida; Poales; Poaceae. The transcript has a single exon. The coding region runs from base 167 to 1639 and encodes 490 amino acids. The record is from RefSeq and is a predicted model, not a curated record.
GCUUGUCCAGUGUUCAGCGCAAGGCAGUACUGCCCAAACCACCUCUUUGGCCGUAUCGCGAAAAGCUCCCGCACGCACGCGUCUAUCUGCUCUACGGCCGCUACUGCUUCAUCGGCAGCAGUGGUAGCGAUCGGCAGGUGGUGCAGAGCACCGAGCAAUCGAACACAUGGCUCAGAUGAUCUCCGCCAUGGCCAUGGUGGACGCCGCCCCGGCCGCGUCCGCCAUUAUGCCCAAGCUGCAGGCAGCCUGCUUGGACGAGCCGGCCUCGGGCAUAACCGUCGUGUCGAGGCAGCACGUGCGCCCGGACGGCGCGUCGGCGAUCGGCGAUCUCACGCUGUCCGUCUCCGAUCUGCCCAUGCUAUCGUGCCACUACAUCCAGAAGGGCCUCUUCUUCCCUGCCCCCGACCUGCCCAUGUCCUCGCUCAUCUCGCUGCUCGUGUCGUCGCUGUCUCGGGCGCUCGCCGUUGUACCGGCCCUCGCUGGUCGCCUUGUCACACUGCCCGACGAUCGCAUCGUCAUCCGCUGCAACGACGCGGGCGUCAAGUUCCACCACGCCGUGGCACCCGGCCUGUCACUCGACGACUUCCUCGUGCCUGACGCCGAUGUGCCGACCAAGCUGACAAAGGACUUGUUCCCCAUGGAGCGCACCGUGAGCUACGAUGGACACCGUCGCCCGCUCACGUCGUUCCAGGUCACCGUGCUCGGUGACGGCGCCGUCUUCAUCGGCAUCGUCGCCAACCACGCCGUCGUGGACGGUACCUCCUUCUGGCAUUUCUUUAACACCUGGGCCACCAUCUGUCGUGGUGCGUCACCCAAGCUGCCGGACUUCCGCCGAAACUUCUUUGGCGAGUCCACCGCCGUCCUCCGAUUCCCCGGAGGAGUGGGCCCGGCGGUGACCUUCGACGUGGACGCGCCUCUCCGGGAGCGUGUCUUUCACUUCAGCGCAGACGCAAUUCGCGAGCUGAAAGCAAUGGCUAACCGUCGUCCGAGCGGUGGUCACGACCCUGAGGUUUACGGCAAGAUGGCGCAUGACCCGAAGAAUCCCGAAGCGCGCAGCGAGAUCUCAUCUUUCCAGUCGCUGUGCGCGCAGAUAUGGCUCGCGGUGACGCGCGCUCGGAAACGUCUGGCGGCCGACGCGACGACGACGUUCCGGAUGGCGGUGAACUGCCGGCACCGGCUGCGCCCGGCCAUCUCCUCGGUCUACUUCGGCAACGCUAUCCAGAGCGCGCCGACGACGGCGACGGUUUCCGAACUGGUACGGAACGACCUGCGGUGGGCGGCCUCCAAGCUGAACGCGACCCUCGCGGCGUACGGCGACGGGACGAUUCGCCGCGCCGCGGCGGCGUGGCAGGCCGCGCCCCGGUGCUUCCCGCUGGGCAAUCCCGACGGUGCGGUGAUCACGAUGGGGAGCUCGAACCGGUUCCCGAUGUAUGAGGGCAACGACUUCGGCUGGGGCCGGCCCCUCGCGGUGCGGAGUGGGCGGGCCAACAAGUUCGACGGCAAGAUGUCGGCGUUCCCGGGGCGCGCCGGGGACGGCAGCGUGGAGAUCGAGGUGUGCCUGCCCCCGGACACUAUGGCGGCGCUGCUCCGCGACGGCGAGUUUAUGCAGUACGCGUCGUGCCCGUCGCAUCUGUUGUGAAUGUACCAGUGCACGCGCGGCUGGGGCCACCUUGACAUGUCGUUGCGCCGCCGUUUGCUCGGGUCCUUGCCUUCUGGAACGAGCUAGUUGGUACUAAGAUACUGUAUCAGUUUAGCCUUUUCCGGGUGCUCCGUGUUGUUAGCAACUAGUGCUUGGGAUUGAUUAGCUGCUAGGCUGCAAGUGAUGAUGCUAAGGGAAUGAGGAGAUGAAGAACUGUGGAGCAUGGAACCAGAUAUAAGUUUCCGAAAAUGUUCAAUUUCUGAGCUUUCCAGAAGUUCAAAUAUGGCCCCUGGUCCGUGUUGUUCUGCUGGUGUGCAGGUUCAACAUGCUACUUGGGAUGGGAGUAUGAUUUUUUUUUUCGUGCGAUUUCUUUUCUUUUUUGCAUUGUCUAGUGUGUACACAUCAUCAAUUCCCUCUUUUUUU